Closterium sp. Naga37s-1 is the source of this 3447-nucleotide messenger RNA. Lineage: Eukaryota; Viridiplantae; Streptophyta; Zygnematophyceae; Desmidiales; Closteriaceae. The record is from the annotation of a GenBank genome assembly.
AUGGCUCCUGGUUCUACAACGAGGAAGCUUGGAAGCUUGAUGCUCGCUGGGAAUGGCUACUUUGGCCUUUCAAAAGAGAUGAAAACGAAUGGUGAUGGACUGGGAGGGGAGAAGGGAAGCCAUGGUGAUGGACUGGGAGGGGAGAAGGGAAGCCAUGGUGAUGGACUGGGAGGGGAGAAGGGAAGCCAUGGUGAUGGUUAUUGGGAGAGCUGCUGCAGCUGGGAGGGUGGUCGUGGGCGUGGGUCUGAGAAUGAGAAGGAGAAGAGUGAUAAGAGCGAGAAGAGUCAGAAGAAUGGCGAGACUGAUAAGGGUGGCGGCGGUGGUGAGAGAAAUGGGAGUGAGAUUGACAAGAGUCACAAGACUGAGCUUGUGAAGAGUGAGGAGAGUGAGAAGAAUGAGAAGAGUGGGAAUGAGAAGAAUGAGAAGAAGGAAGUUCAACACGAGGCGGUAGUGCCAAUGGAGGAAGACUCAGCACCACAGCCUGCUGCCAAGGGUGCAACCAACGGUACUGGCGGUAAAGAGGAAGAAUAUAAGGGGAACACUCUGGAGGCGAUGCAAGUGGAAGGAGAGGGAGAUGAUGCGGGAGGCUGCAGGGGCAUGGAGGAAGUUGCGAGUACACCGGAGCUUGAGAGGGAGGUGAAGGGUGCAACUCAGGCGUCUAGCAGCAGCAGUGAUGGCAGGGGGUUUAAACUGGAUGGCAUGCUGAGUCAGCAAGGGAGGGAGCCUGUGAUACUGGCCAGCAUGCUGACUCAGCAAGGAAGGGAACCUGUGGUGGCAUUGGCCGGCAUGCUGAGUCAGCAGGGUGUGGAGCUGGUGAUACCGGUGGCCGGCUUGCUGAGUCGCUGCUCGACAAAUGAGGGGGCGAUGAAUGGCAAAGAGUUAGUGCGCCGUGACAGUAACAGUUACAUGGACAGCGCAGCUCCAGCCCAUGGUAAGGGCGAAUGCGUGGAUGAAGGAGACGCAGGAGAUGCAGGGAAAGCGGGCAAAGCAGGGAAAUCUGAGGAGGAGGUCACAGACAAGAAACAGCACCACCAGCAGCACCACCACCACCACCAGCAGCACCACCACCAGCACCACCACCACCAGCAGCAGCACCAGCAGCAGCACCAGCAGCAGCACCAGCAGCAGCAGCAGCAGUCAUGUGCCACCCCUUUCCUGAAAUCCCCCCAACCCUCCUCCCGAUCACCCCUCUCCCCGCCUUCCCCAUUGCAACGCUUCUCCCCCCUCCAUCGCUCUUCAACCCUCAACCACCCCUCCACUCUUCACCACUCCUCCCCUCUCUCCCCUCCUUCGCCCCUCCACCGCACCUCCCCACUCGCCCCUCCUUCCCCCCUCCACCGCCGCUCCCCUCUCACCCAUCUCCACCACUCCUCACCUCCCACCACCCUUCUAAACCACGAGCUCGCCCAUUUCUUCUCCUUACCUGAGCUUGAUGCCUCUAUGCUUCACAGUAACUCCUCUCCCUGCGUUCUCCCCCUUGACCUCUCCCCGAGCCUCUCCAUGCCGAACCAGCCUGCACCGAACCUGGACCACAUGCCGAGCCUGAGCUUGCCACCCCCGGCAACAGGCUUGGGAGAAGGUGGGGAGGCUGGGCAUGGGGCGUUGAGGCUGGAAGGGGGAAAGAAGGGUGGCAGUAUAGGUGGCGAUAUGGGCGAUGUGGGUAAUGGUGAUGUGAGAAAUGUGCGAGGAGGUGACAUGAUGACGUGUGGUGGAGCAGGGGUGCAAGAUGAUGCUGUUGCUGGCGCUGGUGCUGGUGCUGGUACUGCUGUUGCAGCAAGUGCAGAGCAGCAACAGCAGCAGCAUCAGCAGCAGGUGGUAGAGAGAGUGGAUCAACAGAGGGUCCACGAGGAGAGGGAGAGGAACAAGGCCAGGUGGAAGGGGCUCAUUGCAUCUCAUCCUCUUUAUAAGCAGAUGCUCAACGCACAUGUGGCAUGCCUUGAGGUGGCGACGCCACUGGACCAGCUGCUGCUGAUUCAGGUGCAGAUGGAGCGAGCUGAUCUCGUUGCCUCCACCUACACUCGCAUGCUCCACGCCACCUCGGCUCCCCCCACCAAGGGUGCCAACACCAAUGGUACCAAUGAUACCUCUGCUAGGACUGCAAAAUCAGAUGCCGCAGCUGCUGUCGCUGGUUCUCCCUCUUCCGCUCACAAUGCCUCAGCAGCAGCAGCAGCAGCAGCAGCAGGAGGAGGAGGAGGAGGAGGAGGAGGAGAAGAAGAAGGUGUGGCUGGGGAUAAGGUUGCUGGCAAUGGGAACGUGCCAUGUGGCGGUCAGGGAUUGGCGUCUGUAUCGGAAGAAGCUGAGCUGGACAAUUUCAUGGGCCAGUUUGUGGGGCUGCUGCGGGCAUUCAAGGAGCAACUGGAGGAGCACAUCCGGGUGCAUGCCAGGGAGGCCGUUACCACCUGCGCCCGCCUCAAACACGCCGUUGCUGCUGCUGGGGGCGCUGCUGCUCACAAGCUUGCUGCUUCUGGUGCUACCAUGUCAGAUGAUGGGGGCGGGGGAGGAGGAGGGGAUAGGCCCAGCAGCAAUGGGGGCAUUAGAGCCCUGGAGGACUCAUGCAACAGCCAUGGGAAUGGGCAUGGGCAUGGGUAUAACAAUAGUCAUGGCAGCGGUUACAAUAGUCAUGGCAGCGGUUACAAUAGCCAAGGGAAUGGGUAUAAUGACCAUGGUCACCGUCUCAACUCCUUCAUGCCUGUUGCUGCUGGUGGGAGUGGCAGUGGUGGCGGCGGCGGCGGGUGUAGCAGCAUGUCAGGCUCGUUUCACUGUCAGCUCCAGGGUUACUCGCAGCAAAAUCAUCCCCACCACCACCACCAUCAGCAGCAACAGCAGCAGCAGCAGCAACAGCAGCAGCAGCAGAAUCAGCCCCUCACCCUCCUCCCACUCCCUCCUCCGCCACACCCUACCACGGGCAUGGGCGGGAGUGCAUGCAUGGGUGCACCCAUGGCAUUCGGGGCAAUGCAGGGCAUGGGGGGGCAUGGCAGCAUGGGGACACAUGGCAGCAUGAGCAUGGGGACACAUGGCAGCAUGAGCAUGGGGAUGGGCACGGACAUGGGCAUGGACAUGACAGGGAGCAUGGGCAUGAGCAUGGGCAUGGGCAUGGGCAUGGGGGGAGCACAGGACAGGAGUGCGGUGGAAGAAGCACUUCACAAGGAAUACGGCAGAGAGGGGUUCCGCGCUCGCCUGCUGGGAGUGAGGGAGGAGAUCAUGCGCAAGAGGCGUGCAGGGAAGCUUCCAGGAAACACCACGCAGGUGCUCAAGGCGUGGUGGAACGAGCACAUCCAGUGGCCCUACCCCACGGAGGAGGAGAAGGCACGUCUCAUGGCACAGACGGGGCUGGAGCUGAAGCAGGUGAACAACUGGUUCAUCAACCAGCGCAAGCGCAACUGGCAUGGUAACCCUGCUGUCGCAGCAGCGCAGCACAAGGGGCCGAAACAGGCCAAGCGUAAAUGA